AUGGCGGAGUCCGUGGGUCGCGACCGCGCCUUGGAGGCAACCGCGGAGAGCGCCCAGCCCGUGGCGGAGCUGAUCCCAGAUUCUGCGCCUCCCCGUCCCCAGGCCCCUGCACGUCCUGCUGCGACCGAGCCCGUACGACGCCUCUCGCGCGGAUUGUCUCUUCCGCUGCGUUCACGGGACCGCGCGGCGGCGGCGGGAGGAGUAUCAGCGCGACGUCCAGCCUCGCGACCGCCGCUAUCGUUCUCCGCAGAGGUCGCCGGGGAAGCGCUCGCCGCGGCAGCGGUCUCCCCAUCAGCGCUCGCCUCAGCCGUCGCCGCCUCGCCGGGGCGUGGGGCUCCCGCGGGGCGUGGGGACUCCCGCAGGAGGGAGCGUUCUCCGCCGCGUCCUCAGUCGCCGGGAUCAGGUGGCCGGCGUGGCCGGCGGAAUGGUUCUCCGCGCGGCGGAGGAAACCGCGGACGAGGCUCCGCGAUAGACCGCGCCGCUCACGUGCUGGCGGAAGCGGUGCUGCAGGCGCACACGGGGAGGGGAGCGGCUCGAAAUCAUCAGUCAGUGGCUUCCGAGCCCCCCGCCGCCCCUGCUGAGGCUGAUGCGGCUCCGUUGCGCGCGCCGACUCUGCGCGAGUAUCUGCCAGCAGCAGUGGGGAGGGGGGGCCCGUUCCGCGGACGCCGCCAGGCCCCUGGUUACCCAGCUCCUCUGAAUUCCCUUGGCCGAGCUCCAGAACAGGUGGCGGUGCUUCCGCCCCGCGGUAUUCCGACUGCACCUCUCCCCAGCCGCGCGGGGAGAGACCCCACGCUGAGCAUGUGCCGGAUGUGGAACUUGGCGGGGGCUGCAGAGGGGGUGGCGAGCUUGCAGCUGGCGGCGUGUGAGGCCAUGCGUCACACACCGAGCAGUUUUGCUCAAGUGCCCCAAGGACAGUGCGUCUCUUGGGCAGCAGCGAUUCUCCCCCUUUUAUCGCCCGUGUCGGAAGCGCCCGCCGGGGUAGCGCCCUUAGCCCGUACCUUCCCCCGCCUCGCGCUUGAUCUUCACGCGGCGGCUCAGGGCGGGACCCCGGUUGACACUCUCCGCUUCUUGGCGGAGCUCCUCCAUGCGAUGGCGGGGUGCCUUCUCUCGAUGCUUGAGGCGGAGGGGGCUGGCUUGUACACGCAGUAG
This is a messenger RNA of Closterium sp. Yama58-4, 1149 nucleotides long. The record is from the annotation of a GenBank genome assembly. Lineage: Eukaryota; Viridiplantae; Streptophyta; Zygnematophyceae; Desmidiales; Closteriaceae.